This is a messenger RNA of Histoplasma mississippiense, 2334 nucleotides long. RefSeq lists its product with no specific name. The transcript is spliced from 11 exons. NCBI's taxonomy places the organism in Eukaryota, Fungi, Ascomycota, Eurotiomycetes, Onygenales, Ajellomycetaceae. The record is from RefSeq and is a predicted model, not a curated record. Bases 1 to 2334 code for a protein of 777 amino acids.
AUGUCCCUCGAUCAGCUAAGCCACGCCCUCGUGUAUCGCGAGAUUUGGCGCCUUAUCCUCGUCAGCCAUCGUGCUCGGCCUCGGGGCUACAUUUAUUCAAAACAGAGCAUCCAGUACGGAGUUCCUGAUAUACAUAGAGGUUCUGUCGGCUCUGACCGUCGUGGGAUCGAUGGUACCGCCGUACCCAAACUUCGCGGAGGCAUCCGUAUUGUUGAUGCUAAAUUCGAUAUCCGCUCCCUCAAAAAUCGCCUGCUCAACGUUGAGGCACGGAGUCAAGAACAAGAAGUAAAAGGAGAAUAUCGAGAAGAAAGGAAAAAGGAAGGAUUGCAUGAAACGGUGGAAAAGGUGCCUUCAGGCGAAAAGCGAAAGAAGACGAAGAAAGUGAGGGGUUUUGGAAACUCUCACAUUGCCUCGCACUUUGUCUGCUCUUGCAUUAUUGGAGUCGUGCUCUUGACCGUGGGGCUCCUGGUCUUAUUCAUAUGGGGCGUUCCAGCAUUUGGAAGAUAUCUCAUAUAUAGAACCCCGAUUCCUGACUAUAACGUCACCCUGACAAAUCCAACCAACGAUAACAUAUCCUUUAAGAUAUCUACCAAUAUUCGAGUCCCGGAUAGCUUGAAAAUUUCUGUCGAUCCAAUGCAUGCAGAUUUCUUCAUCCAAGACAGAAUGUCUUUUACAAUUCCAGUUGUGACAGUCGAUCUCCCCAAAAUGUCGUUUCGCUCGAAUGAGCGAAUCGAGAUUGAAAACGAAACGUUGAAAUUGGGGAAUAUGAAUGAAUUUGCAAGGCUGGCCGAACAAGUCGCGUAUCAGCCGGCUUUCAGGAUGGUGGGUCGAGCACGUGCAAAAAUAUGCAUUCCUCCGAUCCAAGCAAUCUGGGUAGAUAUCAAUGGGACUGUUGAAUUGCCAGCCAGAAUAGUCAUGGUCAACCCGACCCCAAUUUACUUAACUCUGGGUGAUAUAACUGUUCGGAUAUUGGUUGGCAAUAUCCAGGUAGGGAGGGUUAUCGUGGCCCUCAAUGAAAUCGUACCUGGCAACAAUACCCUUCUCGUCAAGGGAAACCUAGAUUCUGGGACCAUCCAAAAGAAUAUCAUCGCUAUAUUAAAAACGGAGCUACCAUAUUUGAAGCAGGGAUUGUUAAUGGCGUCUGCGGUAGUCGAAUCAAUGGUGUCUCAGGGGCAGCGUCUGAGCUAUUGGGAAAACUCGUUUCAAUCAAUCAAGAUGUCCGCCACAACACCUGUGAAGCCUCUUUUUAGCAGUGUCAUUGGCAACCAUUUUGAAUCAUCAGAGCCAGCACCCGUGGAGUUGCCAGACACUGGCGGGGUUGGCGGGGAUAUAAUCGCAAGCCUCGCGGAUAAGGUUCUCAAGACCAUGAAUAAUGGCCUCUCUGUGGGCGAGCAUCUCAAUUUGUGGAAUGGAAGGGGAGAGCUUCCCAACCAGUUGACCGAGGUCUUCCUCCUCAAGUUCCCAACAGCCAUGAUGGCAACCUUGCGCCAUAUCGCGCAACAGCCUGCUGCGUACAGAUCGAAGCUAAUCGCGGGGCUUCUGUCUGCUCGCGCCGGAUCUUGGCGGUGGGAUUUGGGUUCAGCCCGGUUGUUUCCAGGAGGCUCAAGGAAACGUUCGGUUCUUCCAGGGGCUGUCGCUGGUGGGAACUUGUUCAACGUCCGUCCCCGUAUGCUCCAAGCCACUGAGGUCUCGAACAAUCUAGCUUGGCUGUGGAUAAUAACGAAGACUUCCGUGCCUGCGAUACCUGGGGCUUUUGGAUUUCUCUCGCGAGUCGUGACGCGGGAAGAAGUCAGAAAAGAAAAGGGAACAUCCUAUACGUGGCAGAGCCAGCUCAUGGAUACGAUUGUUCACCAAUUCCCGCCAUCAAGCCGGUCAGCAAACGCCGUGUUAAUUGGCGGAGAGCGAGAGCCACCGAGCGAUGUCUCAGCCUCGCUUCAACCACUGGAGGGAACAGAGGUGGAGGAGCAAACUCUGUCCUCUCGUCAACAACAUCCUUGCAUGAGGAGAUGUGGGCCGAUUGCUGGUCGCACAACAAUUGCUGUCGGAUGCAUUCGAGAUUAUUAUUUUCCACGGACAACAAGAAUUGAGUACCGAUGGGUUGAUGGCAGCAGCAAAACUCCAUGGAGCUGGCACAUUAUCAGAGACUCAGGAUGUUCUCUCUCUUUUCCAAUGUCUACUGCAAACUUCGGCUAUUUCCAUCUUGACUCAUUGAUCUGGACGACUGGAUUCUGGGCCUCUUUUGGUGAAGGAACAUUCGCCAAAUUGCAUGAUGCUGGGGAAGGUGGGUUUCUCGACCCAGUCCUGGAACGCCGCGAAGCUUUGACAAGCAACUAG